GUCCAUAAUAAUAAUACUAUAUAUAAUAUUAUUAUAGCUAGCCAUUUUGUAUUGUUUCUUUGACUUUUUUUUUACUUGACCCCAUUUUCAAACCCUAAAAUCUUUCACUAUAUAUACAUGAGCUCACAACAUUUGAUGAAUUACAUAGCUUAUUAUUAGCCUAUACAUAAAUAUAUAUAUAUGAUGAAGAUUAAUUGUGUAGUGAUUUUGAGCUUUGUUGUUCUUGUUAUUAGUCCUUGUUGUGUUUUUGGUCAAUUAAUUAAUAAUUUCUACAAAAGUAGUUGCCCUAAUGGUGAUAACAUUAUUAAACAAGUUGUUAAAGAAAGAUUUGCCAAAGACUCUUCCAUUACUGCUGCCUUACUUCGUAUGCACUUCCACGAUUGCUUUGUUAAGGGUUGUGAUGCAUCUAUACUAAUUAAUUCCACAUCGAGUAAACCCUCAGAAAAAACAGCAGGGCCAAACUUGACCGUAAGAGGGUAUGAGAUAAUCGAUGAGGCUAAGAGAAGGCUCGAAGCUGUAUGCCCGUCUACAGUCUCAUGUGCAGACAUUAUAACCCUAGCCACUAGAGACUCAGUUGUUCUUGCUGGCGGACCAAACUACUUUGUUCCAACGGGUAGGAGAGAUGGACUUGUCUCAAACCCUAAUGAUGUCAACUUGCCUGGUUCAAGCCAAUCUGUCACCUCGGCUGCCCAAUCCUUCAUAGCCAAAGGGCUAACCCUAAAAGAAAUGGUGGUUCUUCUUGGUGCACACACAGUUGGAUUCGCUCAUUGUAAUUUCUUUUCUAGCCGGCUUUCAAACUUUCAAGGGACAGGUAAAUUCGAUCCCACCAUGGAUCCUAAGCUAGUUACCAAGUUGAGAGGUGUUUGCGCAAAUGGUAAUAAUCCAAAGACGUUUUUGGAUCAAAAUACUAGUAAUGUUUUUGAUAACGAGUUCUACAAUCAAAUACGUUUAAAGAGAGGGGUUCUGAAGAUUGAUCAGGAGCUGGCGACAGACUCUACUUCUUUUCGUUUGGUUUCUAAUUUGGCUUUGAAUCCAUUACAAUUCUCUAGGAGUUUUGCAAAUGCUAUGGUUAAAAUGGGAAAGAUCGAAGUUCUUGUAGGAAAUGCUGGUGAGAUCAGAAAAAAUUGUGGAGCUUUUAACCCUCCCAAAAGUACUAAGGCUCCUACAAAGACUCCAAAAUCUAAGAAGGGAAAGUCUCCUCCGGUAAGCACUCAAAACUAAAAAGAAGGGUCCUUAUUAAAAUAAAAAAAUUAAGGUAUAGUUUUUGUCCAUAUUUUAUUCUUUGUAAGUGAAUAAAUAAUUUACGUGAUGCAAAAAUGGUGUUUUAUGCAAUCAUGAAUGUGUUGUAAUUGAGAGUUGAGUUGUACUAUAAUUAAUAUAUAUAAAAUAAAAUAUUAUUACUUACCAAUUUUGUUUUAUUAAUUACUUCUCUAUUGCUUAAACCAAAUGGGAAAGGGUGUCUUCAUUGUAUUGCUAUAUAUAUUUUAUCACACUUAAAAAAACUAUUGUUCUAAUAA
Molecule: messenger RNA, 1517 nt
Organism: Cannabis sativa
Lineage: Eukaryota; Viridiplantae; Streptophyta; Magnoliopsida; Rosales; Cannabaceae
Product: peroxidase 44
Exons: 2
Coding region: 181-1221 (346 amino acids)
Biological process (GO): hydrogen peroxide catabolic process; response to oxidative stress
Cellular component (GO): plasmodesma; plant-type cell wall
Molecular function (GO): heme binding; peroxidase activity
Source: RefSeq, a predicted model, not a curated record